AUGCCUGCUCUUUCCAUCUCAAGUAAAGCGAGCUUCAGCUUUGUUCCAACGUCAACGAUCCAAUUCAUCCAACAGCACCUCAUCAUCUCAGUAUAUUGCCGAGUCAGGGAACACUCAUCAAAUUCCUUCCCAUCCGACUUCUUGUUGCUCUUCGCGCUCAUCACCUUCCCCUGGGCGUUCUGCCGUCAACUUCUAGUCUCCGCAGCUAAGGCGCACGGCCCCGGUCUACUGUCAAGCUCCCGCUUCAUCAUGCUCGUCAAGCUUGAAAAUGCAAAGUCGGCAGCGGCAAGUUCUAUGGUGCUCCGCCUAGUGAGCCAGAACGUCCGGUAUGCGACGACGAAACCCACUCCCAAUGAGAAACCGUGGAGCUUUCGGGGUCCGAAACUCUGCAACCAGUUGGACUUCCUCACGACUGGCCAUGAGUCAGCAUUCAUCUGUCUGCAAGAAGUCCUCUACUCUCAACUUGAAGACAUCCAGUCUUACCUCGGUCCUGCCUGGGGACAUAUAGGUCUCGGUCGUGAUGACGGCAAGCGAGGUGGCGAAUUCUCACCAGUCUUCUACCAGGUUGGACGUUGGCAGUGCGAGCGGAAUGAAACCCUUUGGUUGAGCAAGACACCAGAAAAGCCAUCUAGAGGAUGGGAUGCCGUACUGAACCGUGUUGUUACCGUCGGGGAGUUUUUCGAUAAACAAACAGACUCGCGUAUCGUUGUCAUGAGUACGCACUUCGAUCAUAUAGGAGUUGUGGCUCGAGAGCAGAGCGCAAAACUGCUUCUCAACGUUGCUAGAGAGUGGAGCAAAGGAGCAAACGGAAAACCUCCGACAACCGUCCUGCUCGCGGGUGACUUUAACAGUACCCCGGAUGACAAUGCCUACAAGACAAUGGUGGCGCCGGAGUCAGGCAUGGUCGAUGUCUCAACUCAGGUUCCUAAAGCGAAGCGAUACGGAAACGAUAUCACGUACACGUCGUUUGACGAGCCUGAUGAGAAGCCGAAGAGAAUCGACUUUUUGUUUGUGAAGGAUCCGAGCCCAGCUACCAUCAAGACAUUUGGCGUGCUAUCGAACAAGUUCGAUGACGGCGUUUAUCUGUCUGACCAUAGGCCAGUCGUCGCCGACGUUGAGAUUCCUAAUCGUGGACCCCCGUGCAACGUCACGCAAAUCAGCGGCGUAGAAGAGGCAGAUCUGGACCUGCCCGAGUCUCCGAGACAAGCUCCCUGCAUCUCCAGCAUUCCAAGGUCUCGACGUCAAAUGAAUUCGACUGGCGCGCAGGAGCUGGACAACCGCUCGGCAUCGAGUGAUAGGAUCUCGCAGCAACAGGCUAUCGACAAGUCGAUGUACACGGCCAACGACGAGUGGCGUUGCGUCAUUUUAAGCCUCCAAAGUCAGUCGAUAUGGCGUUCGCAUACGGCCAUGUCAUAUUCUACCUACCACUGUGGCGCGUUGGGAUCGCUUUCAACGGUGGCGUUGAGGGAUUAUGCCUCAAGCGAAAAGGCGGUGUGGCUCCGAGAUGGUGUCGAGUUCCUCGCUCCACAACCAACAACCGCCUAUCGAUCCGUCCGCCUCGGAUAUGUCGACUUGUCAGUCCAUCGCGUCUUUGCAGCAGCGUCCGCUCUCGGCUUCAUGCAGUUCGAGCGUGCAAGAAACCGUGUCCUCGGCCUCCGCAUUUCUAAUCACACAAACUAUGCUUCUCUGCAUACAAUUCGUAAUGACGAUGUCUUUGACCGUGCUCAAUACAGAGCUCAUCCAUUCUCCGCAAGAUACCGAACCGAGGAUCCUAGCGACCCGUUCAUUACCUUGGAUGCGACGAUGCUCCACUUCUCAACGAGGAUAAAACCAACUUUGACUAGCUUCCUCGAUAAGACGGAGCCACGAGAGGCUCCGGGAGGGCCUCACUCGAACCCAUUUCGGCAUCCGGAAUACGCAGUUGCGUACAGCGUGUGGAGGACGGUCUAG
Colletotrichum lupini is the source of this 1950-nucleotide messenger RNA. RefSeq names its product endonuclease/Exonuclease/phosphatase. NCBI's taxonomy places the organism in Eukaryota, Fungi, Ascomycota, Sordariomycetes, Glomerellales, Glomerellaceae. The transcript is spliced from 7 exons. Bases 1 to 1950 code for a protein of 649 amino acids. Gene Ontology annotation, molecular function: 3'-5'-RNA exonuclease activity. The record is from RefSeq and is a predicted model, not a curated record.